Rhinichthys klamathensis goyatoka is the source of this 1745-nucleotide messenger RNA. Its product is annotated as gastrula zinc finger protein XlCGF57.1-like. The record is from RefSeq and is a predicted model, not a curated record. The transcript is spliced from 4 exons. NCBI's taxonomy places the organism in Eukaryota, Metazoa, Chordata, Actinopteri, Cypriniformes, Leuciscidae. Bases 90 to 1745 code for a protein of 551 amino acids.
GCAUCUGUUGUGAUUCGGCUGAAGAAAGGACAAACACAGAUAGAAACUCCUGGUGAAGCGACUGAGAUCCACGAGACACUAUUAUAAAGAUGGCGUUUAUUAAAGAGGAGAGUGAAGAAAUGAAGAUUGAAGAAACAUUCAGCAUGAAACAACAAGUUACUGAGGAACAAACAAAGAUCGCAUUUAUUAAUAAGGAGAGUGAAGACCUGAGAAUUGAAGAAGUAUUCAGUGUGAAACAUGAAGAUACAGAGGAACAAACAGACCUGGUGCCAUUGAAAGAAGAGAUUGAAGUUCUGAAUGAUACGGAAGAGAAAUAUGAUGAUUUCACAGGACCUUGUAUUGAUUUUACCUGCCCUCAGUGUGGAAAGUUUUUCAGUCAACGUGGAAACCUUACAGUCCACGUGAGAAUUCACACUGGAGAGAAGCCUUUCACCUGCCAACAAUGUGGAAAGAGUUUCACUCAAAAAGGACACCUUGAAGUCCACAUGAGAGUUCACACUGAAGAGAGCUCAUUCACCUGCCAACAGUGUGGAAAAAGUUUCAAGAAAAAAGCAAACCUUACAGUCCACAUGAGAGUUCACACUGAAAAGAGCUAUUUUACCCACCAUCAAACAGGAACUAGAAAUGAUUUUACCUGCCGUCAGUGUGGAAGGUAUUUCAGUCAACAAGAAAACCUUAAAGUCCACAUGAGAAUUCACACUGGAGAGAAGCCUUUCACCUGCCAACAAUGUGGGAAAUGUUUUACUCAAAAAGGAAACCUUAAAGUCCACAUGGGAGUUCACACUGAAGAGAGCUCAUUCACCUGCCAACAGUGUGGAAAAAGUUUCAAGAAAAAAGCAAACCUUAGAGUCCACAUGAGAGUUCAUACUGAAAAGAGCUAUUUUACCUGCCAUCAGUGUGGGAAAAAAUUUAAAAGGAAAGGACUCCUUAAUUCCCACAUUAGAGUUCACACUGGAGAGAAGCCUUUCACAUGCCCUCAAUGUGGAUUAAGCUUCGCUCAAAAAGGAAACCUUAACAGGCACAUGAGAACUCACACCGGAGAAAAGCCUUUCGCCUGCAACAUGUGUGGAAAAUGUUUCCUUCAUAAAGGAAGCUUUGAAAGCCACAUGAGAGUUCACUCUGGAGAGAAACCUUACACCUGCCCUCAGUGUGGAAAGAGCUUUACACAUAAACCAACUCUUAAUUCCCACUUGAGAAUUCACAAUGGAGAGAGGCCUCACACUUGCAAACUGUGUUAUAAGAGUUUUACUGAAAAAGGAAGCCUUGAAGUUCACAUGAGAAUUCACACUGGAGAGAGUCCUUUCACCUGCCAACAGUGUGGACAGAGUUUCACUCAAAAAGGAAACCUUAAAAAACACAUGAGAAUUCACACUCGAGAGAAGCUACACGCAUGUGAACAGUGUGGAAAGAGUUUCAGAUUAACCCUUAAUUCCCACGUGAAGAUCCAAUGCGGAAUGAGUUCUCCAGACAUGAAACACUUUAACAGGCACAAAAUUAUUCACUCCAGAGAGAUGCCUUUUACAUGCCACCAGUGUGGAAAGAGUUUUCUAUUCAGUAAAACCCUUGAGAUUCACAUGAGGCUUCACACUGGAGAGAAGCCGUUAAUGUGUCUUCAGCACGAAAAGAGUUUCACAUAUCAAAGAGACUUGAAACAUAAUUUCCAAACUCAUUCUGCAAAGAAACGGCAGUGUUCUGAGGGUAGUAAUAAGUUUAGAAAUAAUACAUUUAUUUUGCCAUCACACUAA